This is a messenger RNA of Saccostrea echinata, 1847 nucleotides long. RefSeq lists its product as uncharacterized. Lineage: Eukaryota; Metazoa; Mollusca; Bivalvia; Ostreida; Ostreidae. The record is from RefSeq and is a predicted model, not a curated record. Gene Ontology annotation, biological process: positive regulation of DNA-templated transcription. Gene Ontology annotation, molecular function: zinc ion binding; ubiquitin-protein transferase activity. Bases 1 to 1713 code for a protein of 570 amino acids. The transcript has a single exon. Gene Ontology annotation, cellular component: chromatin; nucleoplasm.
AUGCUUUCUCCGUUGAAAAUACCAGGAACAGCUCAGCACUAUCUAGAAUGUCAAUCUGAAGAAUGUAAAAGAAACUGUGAAUUUUAUUGUAACACUUGCCAUUUACAAUUAUGUAAGCAAUGCAGAGACGAACAUCUAAGGGCUCAAGAAAAUAAAAACCACGAUGUUGUCAUUUACCAAGAACGCACACGAAAACCUCCUCUCCAGAAAUGCGAGAUCCAUCCAACCAAAGAUACUGAUAUGUUAUGUGAAGAAUGCCAAGUAUCGCUAUGUUCCAAAUGUGCCACAUCCCAGGAUCACAAAGGUCACAGCUUCACUGACCUUGAGAAAAUUCAUGCUGAAAAUUUAGCACUUUGGCAAGUGGAAAUUGACAAAAUCUGCGAAUAUUUUAUCCCCACGUCACAAAGUUUGCAAAAUGAAGUAAGAGAUGAUGCAAAGGAAAUAAAGAAGAUCAUGAAUAACAUGAGAGAAUCAUUAAUUGUAGAUGCUGAUUCACUUAGGAGCUUUGUGGAUGCAGUUGUUACCAGGAACAUGAAGCAGAUAGACCAGAUCGAAAACUCGUUGUUAAAAGAUAUAGAAACCCAGGAAGAUACAUUCACUAAUUACAUCACUUAUCUCAAUGACCUUGUCAAAGAAUUCAACUGGUACUUAACGAACAGGAAAAAAUUGUCAGAGGUCAUGAAAAUUCAAUCAAUUCCAUGUGUGACAAAACCGGUCACACCGGCAUAUAUUCCCCGGAAAUGCAAUAUAGAAGAUGUUGCAAAAUUACUUGGUGAAAUAAGGUUCCCUGAAACAAAGACAGAAACUAGAAAAAUAAAGCCAAUGAAAAUGGCAUCAAGCACAGAGCAAAGCACAAUAGAAUACCUAAUAAAUAAUGAUAAGUGUAAACAAGCAGACAAGAAACAAACAAUAUCUCCAUCUUCCUCCAUCAUAAAAAUAAGGAAGUUUAAUAUACAUGGUGCUUAUGGUGCACUUCAUCUCUCACUGAAUAAAUCAAAUCGAAUUUGGGUCAAUGAUUGGGAUGGAAACCUUGUUCAAAUAGAUCUACAUGGGAAUCAGCUACAGAAAAUAAAAACAAGUCCAAGAUCUGAGGGCUUCCACACAGUUACAGUGGACGAGGAUCUAAUCUUCACGGACACAGUCAAAAAAGCCAUCAGAAGAAUGACACAGAAUAACAAAAGCACUUCAUUCAUUAAAACAGGAGACUGGAAACCAGUCAGUAUAUACUCCUCCCACAUCAACGGGGAUAUACUGGUGGGAAUGGUAAAAGAUAAAGAGGCUAGAAUUACCAGGUACGACAAGACAGGAAAAGAAAUUCAGAACAUUCAGUGGGAUAGCAAUGCACAGGAACUGUUUAGUUCUCCAUACUUUAUAACAGAAAACCUGAAUGGAGAUAUUUGUACUUCAGACUUCAGUAAGCAGAGGGUUGUGGUUGUGGAUGAAGCAGGAAAGCUUAGAUUUUCUUACAAUGGAAACCAAGAGUCGGUGUUCUUUCCCAAAGGAAUUUGUACGGAUGUCCUCAGCCAUAUCCUAGUGUGUGACUAUUACAGUGAUUCUGUUCACCUCAUUGAUCAGGACGGUCAGUUUUUGUCUUUACUCAUAACGAGACGCGAUGGGAUAAAGUCCCCGUGCAGUUUGUGUGUAGAUGAUGAAAACAACCUUUAUGUGGGAAAACUCACCAAAGGCAUAACAGUGUACAAGUAUCUCCAGUGAUUUUAAUCUAAUUAGUGAUACAAUGAAAUGGUUUAAUUUUUAUUAUGCAAGGUGUUCUUUGAAAUACUUCAUCAACAUUUUAAAUGCAAACGAACAAAUGCUUCUUUACACUUUCUUAAGUGCAAAUGAAGUUU